AUGAGGUCAAUAAUGCUUAAAUUUAUAGCUACAGUUUUUGCAGUUUAUUUGUUGAAUCAAAAUGCUCAUUGUGAGCUGCAGGUUGGGUUUUACAGCUACUCAUGUGGCAUGGCUGAGUUCAUUGUAAAGGAUGAAGUCAGAAAAAGUGUUCGUAAUAAUCCUGGAAUUGCUGCUGGGCUUGUAAGAAUGCAUUUUCAUGAUUGCUUUAUCAGAGGGUGUGAUGCAUCAGUACUUCUUGAUUCCACUCCCUCAAACACUGCAGAGAAAGACUCUCCCGCAAAUAAACCAAGUCUUCGAGGGUAUGAAGUCAUUGAUAAUGCCAAGGCUAAACUUGAGGCAGUAUGUCCAGGAAUUGUUUCUUGUGCUGACAUUGUGGCAUUUGCAGCAAGGGACAGUGUGGAGUUAGCUGGAGGGCUUGGUUAUGAUGUUCCAGCAGGUAGAAGAGAUGGCAGAAUCUCACUAGCUUCAGAUACAAGAACAGAGUUACCUCCUCCAACUUUCAAUGUAAACCAACUCACUCAACUCUUCGCCAGGAAGGGAUUAACGCAAGAUGAAAUGGUCACCCUCUCAGGAGCACAUACCAUUGGCCGCUCUCAUUGCUCAAGUUUCAGCAAUAGAUUAUACAAUUUCAGUAGCACUUCGAGUCAGGAUCCUAGUUUAGAUCCCUCAUAUGCAGCACCGCUGAAGAGGCAAUGUCCACAAGGCAACACAAACACAAACUUGGUGGUUCCAAUGAACCCUUCAAGUCCUGGAAUUGCUGAUGUAGGGUACUAUGUUGACAUAUUAUCAAACCGAGGUCUGUUCACGUCUGACCAGACUCUCCUAACUAAUGCUGAAACAGCCAGCCAGGUGAAGCAAAAUGCCAGGGAUGGCUAUCAAUGGGCAAACAAAUUUGCUGGUGCUAUGGUGAAGAUGGGUCAAAUAAGUGUCUUAACAGGUAAUGAUGGAGAGAUUAGAACAAAUUGCAGGGUGGUAAAUAGCUGGCAAUAG
Molecule: messenger RNA, 990 nt
Organism: Sphenostylis stenocarpa
Lineage: Eukaryota; Viridiplantae; Streptophyta; Magnoliopsida; Fabales; Fabaceae
Source: the annotation of a GenBank genome assembly